This is a messenger RNA of Peronospora belbahrii, 660 nucleotides long. The record is from the annotation of a GenBank genome assembly. NCBI's taxonomy places the organism in Eukaryota, Oomycota, Peronosporomycetes, Peronosporales, Peronosporaceae.
AUGAUGGAAAGUCGGCGAGUGAGUGUCGCUAGUACUACUAAUGGUCUGUCAUGGCAAGAGGUGCAGGAGAUAUGUGGCCAACUUGAAGGCAUGUUUCAUGAAGACGCUCCUAAGGAUGCACAGCGUUUACGUGCGCUCAUACAAAAGCGCAAGGAAAUUGCCAACGCAUUCUACAACCGCCAGAGUUCGGCUCAGAAGCUACUGGCUCACUUGCGUGAAAACUUGAACGAGUGGGAAGAGAAGGAACAAAAAGCUCAGGAGCGUAACGAGCAACUGCACAAGCGUCUGCAGGAGCUAGACGCGUUUAAAAGAGACAUGGUCGUGCAGCUCGAUCGCUUUCGAUUGAACGAGCAGACAUCCAGAGAGUCGUUGGAUAUGCUAUUAAACAAGUAUGAAGAAGCAAGACAAGAGCUAUUGCAGUUUAAUGCUGCUCAUCAGAACGAUGUCCCAGAAGCAAAAAACCAAAUGAGUCUCUUUGCCUCGGUUACAGGAAUUCGAUGGGAUUUUAGUGACUCAAAAGUUGCUGGAGAUAUUCAUGUGCCUGCGAAAAAGCGUAUCGUCCGGUUUGAGAUCGAUCCUUCCACGGACCAUUUUACUGCUGCCAACUCGUUAUGGGACAAGAUCGACGAGGCAUUUGACGACAUUGACAUUGAUCUUUAG